Eimeria mitis is the source of this 2700-nucleotide messenger RNA. RefSeq lists its product as uncharacterized. NCBI's taxonomy places the organism in Eukaryota, Apicomplexa, Conoidasida, Eucoccidiorida, Eimeriidae. The transcript is spliced from 6 exons. The record is from RefSeq and is a predicted model, not a curated record. The coding region runs from base 1 to 2700 and encodes 899 amino acids.
AUGAUUAACCCCGAUAUUCUCUCCAGAGGGGCCCCCUUUUCUGUGUAUUCCUACUGGGGUGGGGGGGGCCCCCAGCACGGCGAGCUGCAACACUAUGCUGGUUCUGCUGCUGCUGCUACUGCAGCAGCAGCAGCAGCAGCAGCAGCAGCAGCAGCACCCAAUGCAGCAGCAAAUUCAUAUACUCUUGCUGUGACAGACCAGGGAGACCUUCGACCUCGCGAUGGCGGCAAAGCAGCAAAAGAAAAAGAAGAAGGCAGCUGGGUUUACUUUUGGUCUCAACAGCAGCAGCCGGAGGGGCAACAGCAGCAGCAGCUGCCAGCAGUAAAAGCAGCAGCAGCAGCAGCAACGCCAGCAGAAGCAGCCGCGGCAACAGCACCAGCAACAGGAGCACCAGCACGAGCAGCAGCAACAGAAGCAGCAGCAGCAGCAGCAGCAGCAACAGCAGCAGCAGCAGCAGCAGCAGCUUGCAUUUGUUGUUUUAUUUUUAUGUUGCUGCAGAGGAUGGUUUCGGAGCUGAGCGGGCACUGCGUGGUUGCUGUAGCAGCAGCUGAGGGGUCUCUGGCGCAGACAAAAGAUAAAAUAUUUGUGUGGGGUGGAGGCAGCAGCAAGCCCUGUGCUUUGUCUUUGCAUCACAGCAGCAGCAGCAGCAGCAGCAGCAGCAGCAGCAACAGCAGCAGCAGCAGCAGCAGCAGCAGCAAAGUGGUGCAGGUAGCACUCGGUGAUUGUCUUUAUAUAUUACAGGACGACAACCAAAUUCUAAUUCGACCCCUAAACAAUCUUUCUGUCUCCUCUUCUGCUGCUGCUGCUGCUGCUGCUGCUGCUGCUCCUGCUGCAGCAGCAGCAGCAGCAGCUGCUGCUGCUGCUGCUGUUGAUGCUGCACACGUUACGCAAAUAGCAGCAGCACCAAACUUUCUUAUGGGCGUUGCUCCCGGCAGCUCAUACAUAGAUGAAGAGCAGCAGCAGCAGCAGCAGCAGCAGCAGCAGCAGGAAUACCAGCAGCAGCAGGAGCAGCUGCAGCAGCAGCAGCAUGUACAGCAGCAUGAGGCGGAAGCAGCAGCAAGAAAGAUAACUGCAGCAGCAGAAAAAUUAAUGUCCUUCUCUGAUGUUGUUUAUAAUCUAAAUGCAGAGCAGCAGCAGAAUGCUGCUGAUGAAAGGGGAGACAGCAAAGGGCGCACCAGGUCUGCCCCCCCCUACCGCCACACAAAAGCUGCUGCUGCUGCUGCUGCUGCUGCUGCUGCUGGUGGGGGUGCUGCAGCAGCGGGUACGUGCAGAAACAACAGCAGCAACAACAGCAGCAACAGCAACAGCAGCAGCAGCAGCAACAGCAGCAGCAGCAGCAGCAGAAGCAAAUCUCUUAGUGCUGCUGAGAUCAAAGCCGCCCGUGUUGCUGCAGCAGUCCAGCAGCAGCCUUGUCUCCGCAAGAAUGCUGCUGCUGCUGCUGCUGCUGCUGCUGCAGCAGCAGGUGCAGCAGCAACAACAAAAACUCACCGCAGGCACAGCCCACGCACGCUAGCAGCAGCAGCAGCAGCAGCAGCAGCAGCAGAGGGACCUUCGCGCCGUGCAGCAGCAGGAGAUGCAGAGAGAGGGGGAGAAAGCUGCUACGACAGCAGCAUCUGCUGCAGCAGCCACAGAUGCAGCAGCAGCAGCAGCAGCAACUGCAGCAGCAGCAACAGCUGCUGCUUCCACUGCAGCAGCAACGCAUGCAACAAGUGCAGUCCCGCGUCAGCUCCAGCAGCAACAACAACAGCAACAGCAGCAGCAGCAGCAGCAGCAGCAGCAGCAGCAGCAGCAAAGAUGAUGGACGAGGACGAAAUAUUCUCCACAGACACAACAGCGCAUGCAGCAACAGAAGAAGCACUGAGCCCGCUGCAUGCGGCCUGCAGCAGCAGCAGCAGCAACAGCAACAGCAAUCUAUCGACCCCUGAAUUUGGGGUUUCUGCUGCUGGCGUACCCAGAGGCGGAAGCCCCUCUAAUGCACACAAAACAGCAGCAGCAGCAGCAGCAGCAGCAGCAGCAGCAGCAGCAGCAGCAAGUGAAGCAGAGAUGCAUUGGCCGGCGCAUAUUGAUGAGCAGCAGCAAUUCACACCAAACAAACAAAUGCAACACACCAUCGAAGACAACCACCAGCAGCAGCAGCAGCAGCAGCAGCAACAACAGCAGCAGCAACUGGCGCACGUGCAGCAGCAGCAGCAGCAGCAGCACCUUUUGCAUAUGCAGCAGCAGCAGCAACAGCAGCAGCAGCAGCAGCAUUCGAUGCAUAUGUACGGACACAUGCAGCAGCAACAUCCGCAUGCAGGGCAGUUGCACGACAGGCAGCAGCAAAUGCAGCAGCAGCACCCGCUGCAGCAGCAGCAGCAGAUUCAUCUACAGCUGCAGCAGCAACAGCAGCAGCAGCAGCUUCAGCUCCAGCAGCAGCAGCAGCAGCAGCAGCAGCAGCAGUGUUUUGCUUCUUCGAAUCCACCGCUGGCCUCUGGCGGCCACCCAGCAGCAUUUCAGGGCUCUCACCCUUGUGCUGCAGAUAUGCAUGCAGCAGCAGCAGCAGCAGCAGCAGCAGCAGCAGCAGCAGGGGAUUGUGCUGCUGGAUCUAUGCAUGCACUGUGUCCCUUCAACUCUUGCGAUGGGCACCCAGGACCCCCGUCUCCACAGCAACAGCAGCAGCAGCAGCAGCAGCAGCAGCAGCAGCAGCAGCAGCGCGCUUGA